AUGGUUCUCUUCGACGAAGACCCCGUCACUGUAUGCCUCUCGAUCGCCUCCGACAACUUUGUGACACUCAAACUAACAACACCCACACCAGNNCUCAUCCGCCAAACAACCCGCAACUUCCACACAGACAGCGACCUGCAAUCCAUCUCACGCAUCCACUCCUCGCUCUCCACCCUCCGCAGCGCCCGUUCCUUGCGUCUGAACGCCCAACAAACCCAACUAGCCCAACUCUCUCGAAAAGCCCAGCACCUGCGUGCAACCCACGACUCGGAGGUUUCACGACACGACCCUGCCGCCCAUGCCUCUGAUAUCCUAGCCCUGGACACCGAAAAGUUUAGAGUCGCCAAGGCUGCGAACGAGUUGGAGAUUGAAGGCGAGAGAUUGGGGUCCGAGGUUCAUGUGCUCAAGAAACAGUUGCAGACGUUGGAGGAGCAGGGUGAUGAGGUUGAAAGUGCUGAGAACAAGGCUGAAGAUGAGGUCGUAAAACAACUACAGCNNUUAAAACUCGGCGUCUAUCGCAGCUUGGGCAUCGAUGCAGAGCAAGACCCAAACACUGGCGACUUUUCCCGUGCCGUUAUUAGGAAUACCGCANAAGGAAGCGUCAAUGUGGUCAACCUGGAUCCAAAGUUCGAUCGCUUCUUCUAUGCAAACCACUUCUGGAACAGCAUGUAA
Messenger RNA from Aureobasidium musti, 672 nucleotides. Lineage: Eukaryota; Fungi; Ascomycota; Dothideomycetes; Dothideales; Saccotheciaceae. The record is from the annotation of a GenBank genome assembly.